Molecule: messenger RNA, 6566 nt
Organism: Cinara cedri
Lineage: Eukaryota; Metazoa; Arthropoda; Insecta; Hemiptera; Aphididae
Source: the annotation of a GenBank genome assembly
AUGUCGGCGGCUGCGUACACACGGACACAACAGUCGAUGGCAGCGCCCGUGCACCCCUCGGGCGUCUAUGGUGUCCAGGCACCAAAAUCAUUUGGUUGCACGUCCGGUACAAUCGACGGGUCGCGGUCGUAUCGGUGUUAUCACGUUGUAAAUACUAUUUGCUCGACGCUCGUGGUGCCCGUAGACACAAUAGUCGACGUACCGUCGUAAGUCGAAACGCCAUAAUACUUUAUUAUAACAUAAUAUUUUUAAUCACUAUAGUGCCAUUGAUUUUAUUGGCAUUGUCAAAUCAACGCUAAUACCUAAUAGUAUAAUAUUGUUUUGUCUGAUAAUUAUUUGGUGAUAUUUUAUUUUGUGGACAACGUAACCGCUGAUCCUCUAAACCCGUCGAACAACCGUCGUUAUCACGAUAAUCGUAAUCGUACGGCAACACGACGUCCUGCACUUCAUACUGCAGGCCGUUUCUACCGUAAAUUGAUCGCAUACACACACACACACACACACAUACACGCAUACACACACACACACACACACACACACAACAGAAACGGCGUCGUUUAAUCGCAUCAUUUUUAAUCCCGGCACCCGGUCUUUCAUGAUUGAGAAGAGCGAUUGUAUUAUUUUAUAUUCGUUGCUAUUGUUGUUUUUGUUGGUGAGAAAUGCAGCUCCGAUCAAUUGGGCUUUGAUCGAUUGAGUCGAUUAUAAUCAAGUAAACGUCGACGACGAUCAGCGUUCCUACCACGGUCACGAUACUCGACCUUGUGCCGUAAUCACAUUCACAGUCUUUGUCACCACGGUCUCGUGCACCACCACGGACACGCGCAUCACAUCGAGCCGGAACAUCACCAACGUUUCCAUCAACUGCAUCACGGUUGUUGCUUUAAUCGUCGUUACCAGUGUCGUUGCUAUCUUUUGCGGAACUGAGUGCAGCACCCAGAUCGCGGCAUCGCUUUAGCGGUCGACAAUAAGUAGGUAUAACAAUUUUGUAACGAUAUCCGUUAAUUUAGUUUGGUUGUUAGCAGCGAUUACGGCGCCGGACACGUUUGUUUCCGCCCUCGUGGCGGCCUUCGAUAUGGCACAGUUGACCAGUCCUUUGUUUUUGUGCACGCUAAUUGCCCCGAUUAUUGUGUUGAUCUUCGUGUUCACCGCGUUCAUUGUGAAAUUAACUAAGAUCUGCGGCCCAAAGCUUGACAAGAACGAUGAGACUGUGAUGGAAAUUAUCGACCAGUCGUCUCAGGAAGUGGAGUUCAGCGAGUAAGACGCCACUGACAAACCUUACUCAGAAUACGGUGAGUGUGUAGAUUUUUUUUUUUGAUGCAGUUAUUUCUACUGCAUUACUUAUUUUUAGUUACCUAUAUUACCUAUAUACGUGUGUACUUAUAGUAUGGCAAAGGAAAAUAGAUUGGUAUGGUAUAGGCACCGUGAUGAAAUAAGUAGUUUAGAACUAUUGGGUGGGGUUCAGGGACUGUGGGUUGACCAAAAAAAAAAAAAGACUCAGGGCUACAAAGGUUUUAUAGGAAAUAUAUGGACAAUGAGAAUUAAUAGCUUACCUCAUUUGUUUGGGGGUUCAAGGUAAAUAUUGGGUUAGGUUAACUUGAGUGACAUAUUCGAAUAUUGUAUUAUAUGUAAAAUAACAAGUAUUUGAUGAUGUACAGUGUUGAGUACCCCAGUGGUCUUCAACCUUUUUGGACUCGCGACCCAUUUUGCAAUUUUAAAUUAUUACUAAUAAGUAAUAUAUUUCUAGCGACUGUAGUAUCAGAGAGAAGAAUAUUUUAUAAUUGGUUUGCAAAUUUUUCAUUUAUCAAUUAUGUACACAUUUCAAUAGCAGCCGGUAAUAUUAGUUCUUCCGGUAUAUGGUUUCAAACAUUUUGCAAUUCUAUACGAGACUAAAACGAUGCUUUUAAAGCCGACUGUGAAACUGAUGAAUAUUAUUUUAUGAUUUUUUGAUUUUUAUUUUAGUUAGUAUUUAAUGAUUCAAAAUACUCUAUCGAUUUGUCUUUUUAAUUUUGACUGUUUUAAACUUUCAUUUGCGAGCAAUUCUCUGCAGACUACACAUUGUGGUUGAAUCAAAUUGUUAUGAUCUCCCAUAUUAAAAGCACAAAAUCCAAAUUUUAAAUUAUUUUCAUCGUACCUUAUUAAACCAUUAAAUUCUGAUUUCUUUCUUUUGCGGGAGUUUUCCUCCGCGUUUGAAGUUAAAAGUACCAAUAAUAACGUUGUCAUGUCUUCAUGUGUAUUAAUUUGACCACUUUUCCUAAGAACAAAUUUAUCUAUUUUAUUAAAUAAUUUACUUUAUUAAAUAACAAAAAAAGCUUUUUAACGGAUACGUAAAUAUGUCUAAAAUAAUAACACGGCUAACAUUUAUCGUCUUUAAACACAGCAACAACAUCAAUAAUAUUAAUAGAUUAUUCUAACAUUAAUUAUUAUUUAUAAUAAAUUGUUGUAUAAAAAAUUAUUAUUAUUAUUAUUAGUAAAUUAUUAUAUUCAAUAAUAUUGAAUCAAUAUCUUACUAUGUAGAAUCAUACCAGUGUAAAUAUACUGUGAUUUGAUAUCCAUUAUAAUGUUAUAUUAUAAACUAAAUUAUAUAAUAUUGUUGAUACAUACACUACUAAAUUUUCUAAACUGUAUUUUCAUUUAUUAAUUUUUUAAUUAUUUUUUUACCUUGCAUAAUUUUAUAAAUUUAAUUUUUAUUAAAAAAAAAAGACUUAUCGCGACCCAAUUUUAAAGCUAACGCGACCCACCGACUGAAGACCACUGCAGUACAUUAUUGCGGGGAGUAACUAAAUGCAGAUACAGUAAGCGAGAGCAUACUGUAUUAAGUGUAUUUGUUCUAGACUAUUUUAUUGAUUUAUUUUAAAAUUGUUAUUGCUGCAUAACAUUCGUAUGCAAUAUUAUUUUCUAUAGUGUAGUAGCAUUGUCUUGUCUUAUCCAUGCCAAGAUCUAAUUGGAUUAUGAGGUCUUCACCAACCAUGAUUGGUCUUCAAUAUAGAUAACUGAGCUAAACGGACAGUAUAAAAUGUAAAUGGUUUGCACAUUUGUGAACCAUCUGUUGAAGUCUAUGACAAUAGAUUAUUAUACAAUAAUUAUUAAAAUUAUUUGAUGUGUCACAAAAGUGGUCGUGGUAAUAUUGUUGUAUCUGAAAUAUAAAAGGAAUAUUUAGUUUCUUAAGUAUAAAUUAUUUGACGAACCUAAAAAUUAACUUACAUAUUAUAUUAUUUGCAAUGCUAUACAACUAAUUACACUACAUUUACCUGAGUACAUAUAAAUUGUAUUAUUUAUCACUAAAAUGUAUACAAUACACAGGAAUAAUGCAUACCAAGAAUGACUUGUCUCUUAUCACCAGAUAAGAUAAGAUAAGAUAUCUUUCAAAUGCUAAUGUUGUACACCAUGUUAUUUAUUCUAUGUUUAACAAUGUACCUAUUUAUUUUAUUCUGAUACUACAUAAAUAUGCUGUAAGGAUCAUUUCUCACACAUACAUACUUUAAAAAACAAAAAUCAUAAUAAAUCAUUGUAAUCAUUAUUUUUCUCAUUUGUCAUUAUAUUUUAUUUUUGUUUUUUUCUACGUUAUGAUAUUAUUAUUCAAUCAUUACUUUAAGGGCUCUUCUGAUUUUUUUGUUUCACUAGUUUUUGACUGAUAACUGACUACAAUCGGUUAGUAAAGCUGUCUUAUAAACUCUGUUUAAAAAUUAACAUUUAUGUUGAUAAGAACAGCCAUAGUAAUAUUAUUUCGACCAGAAUUAUCUAACUAUAAUAUUAUCAGUAUUAAAUGCAUAAUACAUAAUAUAAUAUUAUGUUGUGUAUUUUGAAAUUGAUUGUUGCAAGGUAUUGUUGGAGAAAAUUAUGUAGUGGUCAUUUAUAAAUUAAAAUAGUGUUGAAGACGUCAACAAGCACCUACAAAACUAUAUUAUUAUAAUCAUUUUAUCUACUUAUCAAGUUUAUCAUAUCUUGUUAUAUGCACUCUUUUAUACAUAACAAUAUUGAUUUUUAUAUUAUUUGAUAUUCAUUAAACUGUUUUAUUUGGAUGUGCUUAUACCACAUACUUUUAAUGCAGGACUUGAAUCAAUUACUCAAACCUUUUCCCAAGAAUAUGAUCAUAAUAGUCUUUUCAACCUUUUUUAACUUGUUUUAUAGUAUGUUAUUUUAUUAAUUAUUUAUUAUACUAAUUGCUCAAAUUUAUCAUGGUAUAUCUCAUAUACGCUCAUACUUAUUAUAUGGUUUAAGUUACUUAUUAUAAUUAGUUUUAUUAAUAUUUGUUUUGGUUCCUAUCUAUUGAUACUCAUUAAACCCUUUUUGGUGUUUCAUUUUUUUCAGACCCUCAUUUAUAGAUAGUACUUGUAUAAAUUUUGUCAUAAAUAUUUAUCCUGUCUUAUUUUCUUCAUAUUUAUGGAUUAUAAUUUAAUUGCUAUUUGUAUCUGUGUUAAGUACAUUUAUUUUUAUUUGUAUCAAACCUUUUUACUAAUCAUAGUUGAGUUGUCAAUUUAAUCUUAAUAUAUAUAUUAAUGCUAUACAUUAUUUAAUAUGUUCAAAACACAAUAAUUACACCAACAGUUACAAAUUAAUAAUAAUAUAUAAGUACAUAAGUAUUAUACUAUUAUUAUUAUCCUUUAUCAAUAUAACAAUAUAUCAUUACACUAUCUAUAUAAUGAAUUGAAAUUUCUUCUCAUCAUAGAGCUUUUUAAAUUAUUGUUGUAAAUUUCAACUUUGGUCAUCAAAGUUUGAAGAAAGAUAAUAUUAUAUUUUUUUUUGUUUAGAUUUAGUGUAUAUUUUUGUAUCUACAACUUACAUACUUAAUUUAUUAACAGCAUCAUUGCACAAAUUGUUAAAAUAUUAUAAAAUGCUAAAUUUCAAUGCAUAAUAAUAUCUGAAUAUAAGUUACUAGUUACAUUUACAGAAGGCAACUGCUGAAAAAACACAGUAAACAAUGCUAUACAGGUCAAAUGCUGACUGUUCCAGAACAGUUUGUAUUUAUGUUUUACUAACUAUAUAAAGUAUUAUUUUAAAUUUAAAUUCAAUGAUUUUAUAAUCAAUGCUGUGUAAUGGAUCUUAUUUUACUGUACCUACCUAAUAUAGUGUUUGUGUCUUUGGAAUUAAUAUAAUACAUUACAUACAUUUAUGUAUAAUAGAGGAAAGGUUUUGGUUAGUAUAAAUAAAUUAAAUCUAAUAAAAAUUAUAAUUUACAAGAAAAUGUUAACAUUAAGUAAAUUUAUAACAAAAAAAAAAAAAAAAAUACCAAAGUAAAUAAAAUAUAAUUAUUGCUGAUUGGACAUAAUACUUACAAGCUAAUUAUAAUAAUAUACAUUUAUUACAUUAAGUAAUUUAAAUAAACUGUUUAUAUUAUUUAAAAUACAAAUGUCAAAGGUGUAUCUAGUCCUAAAAUUGUUUAGUGUCUUAUUUCUAAUUUUAUUCAAAAGAACAUUAAUGAAAAAUCAAAAUCUAGUCAUGUAAAUGGUGGUUGAAAUAGAUGUCUAUAAAGGGAUCUGUAUAUUCCUGGACUUAAAACUAUUAUUUAAUUUUGCCUUGCAACAUAAAAAUGUAUAAGUAUCAAUGUAUAAUCAAUUUUAAUUAAAUUAUAAUUUAAUAGUUAAAGAAUACUCAACUCAACAUAAAAAUAUAUAACACAAGUUAAUCCUUAUUGUUAUCUAUAUAAAUAAAAAUGAACAGCUCAAAAGGAGCUUUACUCAAGAACUGCUAGAUAUUGUUGUAGUUGCCACAUCACUGUUUUUACAGGUUAAUAGUAAUAGUUCAAAAAGUGCCAUGAACCGUUUUCAGAAACGGAGGCCUGACUUUUUUAUUUUUUUUUUUUAUAUCUUAAGAACUUUUCUACCAGAAAUGUUGCUUUUCGAGUAUAGGAUUUUUUCUGAAAGGAAAUUUUAUCUUGCUGGUACUGGUUUUGAUUUUCCAAGUGAUUUUCAAAAUAAUUGAGAAAAACAGUAAAAUUCAUGAAAUUUUAUUAUUUUCAAUUUUGUUUUUGUUGAAAUUCAGUUAAAAAUACUUGUAGACAUUUUAAAUUUGGACAGAAUACUUAAAUUUGGUUUUCUAGAGGUGAUACAAUUUUAAAACAAUUUCAACUAUUUAUAGAUAUUUAAUUUUGUGAGUUUUGUUCGUAAUUUGUAUUAGGUAGGUGGAUUGUUAGUUUAUACAGAAAUGCUUGAUAAUUGAACAGGAAGUUUAUUAUUUGUCUUACUUUGUGGUCAAAAAAAACAUUACGAUUGGCCUGAUAAACAAUAAAUUAAUCUGAUUUCUACGCAAUGUGUGUGUUAGAAAAAUGAAAAUAUGGGAGUUCUUAUUCUGUUUUAAAUUCUUUCUAGGUUUAUUAACUAACUAGUUAGCACAAAUUUAUCAACAGAAAUAAUAUUUCGUUAAUUGGUUGAAGUUCAAGUAUUAUUAAGAAUUAUACUUGUUUACCUAUAAUUUUUCAGUGUAUAUUGAACUUAUUUUUCUUUUACACACAUAGAUAAGUUUAAAUUAAGUUGUAUGUGUACACUAUUUGAGCUUUUAUAUUUAUUUCUAAUAAUAUUAUGCUUGUUUAUUUUAAAAUAAAAUAGGACAAGGACGAAUUUUUAUAUUAG